CCGUCGCGCUGUUGCUGUUGGCUGUGGUCUUGUACACAGGGGCAGCGGUUGUCCCGCGCCCUCCCACGGUUCAAGAGGGGGAUGACGUAUUCGUGACUGUGGAGAACGGAGUUCUGAGGGGCGUGGUGGCCACAUCACUGAACGGCGCUCUCUACAACCAAUUCCUGGGCGUACCAUACGCCACACCGCCGCUGGGAGAUCUGCGAUUCCGUGCCCCGCAGCCGGCGACCUCGUGGUCCGGUAUUCGAGACGCUCUGUCCUUUGCCGACAUGUGCACUCAGCCCGGCCUUAUGGGCUUGUUGCCCAAUGCUACCGGCUCCGAAGACUGCCUCUACCUGAACGUCUACGUACCGGCUGCGGCGAGUGGUCCUCUGCCCGUCAUGUUUUACAUCCACGGCGGCGCCUUCAAGUUUGGAUAUCCCUUCUUCAGCAAUCCGGACUACUUAGUGGAGAAGGGUGUCGUGUUGGUCACAAUCUCUUAUCGCCUCGGCGCCCUUGGCUUCCUGAGCCUGAUGAACGACGACAUCCCGGGCAAUGCGGGGCUCAAAGACCAGGUGCUGGCGCUGCAGUGGGUGCAGAGAAACAUCGCGGCCUUCGGUGGAGAUCCCAGCAAGGUCGCCAUCUUUGGGGGAAGUGCAGGAGCUGGCUCCACAUCACGUCUCUUCCUCUCGCCGGUGACCAAGGGGCUCUUCAGCGAAGUGAUUAUGGAGAGCGGGGUGGCAACAGCCCCUUGGGCGCUGACGGACAUGCCGCGCGAGAGGGCUUACCGCAUGGGAGAGGCGCUCGGCUUCCAGACGCAGGGCGAUAACCACACUGACGACGACGACGCGCGACUGUCUGCCUUCCUUCGCGCCGCCAAUGCCUCCGACCUAGCCAGGGAUGACACUAUCGCCCUCACGGAAUUCGAGAAGCGCUGUCCCCUGCCACUGGCUUUCCUGCCCGUCGUGGAGCCGCCCUCGGACUCUGCGGUUAUCGUCGAGCCUCCAGCGGACAGGCUGAGAGCCGGCAGCUACAACCGAGUACCCAUCAUGCUGGGCGUCACCUCCGGAGAAGGAUUAGUCAUACUUGGAAGUACGUAA
Messenger RNA from Schistocerca americana (American grasshopper), 1079 nucleotides. Its product is annotated as cholinesterase 1-like. The transcript has 6 exons. The record is from RefSeq and is a predicted model, not a curated record. Bases 270 to 1079 code for a protein of 269 amino acids. NCBI's taxonomy places the organism in Eukaryota, Metazoa, Arthropoda, Insecta, Orthoptera, Acrididae.